AUGGUCGGGGUUCCCGGACGCUCAAAGGGUUGCAACACAUGCCGGAAGCGAAAGAAGGGCUGUCGGAAGGCGGGGAUCGAGUGCGCGGGCUACGAGAGGAAGCGCAUCUUCGUCAACGUCACCAACCCGGCGACCAACCGCAACUCGAAGGCGGUGGUUGCUUUUACGCGCACAAUUAUCCAGACACCAUCUUUAUCUCAGUCUGCCUUUGAAGAAAAGACAUUCGAUCUGUUUUGGGAUGGGUACAUGCCCGAGGCCCCAUUGUGUGCCCCUGGAAGCCCUAUCGUGAGAUACUCCAACGCUGACUGGGCAACAACGGCCCGCGACCUCUAUCGUACCGAUGCCGCGUUACGAGAGAGUUUAUUGGCACUCAGUCUGGGAACCAUUGGCCGGCGAGACAAGGAGCAGGGGAUGAUCGAUGACGGCCUGAAGUUCUACUGCAAGGCUCUGAGUGAGCUAAAUAUCGCGCUCCGACAUCCGAAGAGAUGGAAGACAGACGCCUUGAUGUUGGCUGCGAGGAUUCUUGGAUUCUAUGAGGUAAGAUACACAUUCCUGGUCUUUGUUCAAGCUGACUUGAAGUAUCUGAAGCUACUGUAUGGAGCUGAUGAUAGGGAGCGACAUGAAAUCUCUCAAAGUGAAAGCUGGGAGGGCCAUACCAUAGGCGAGAUGGCCUUGGUAUUGCAACGCAGUCCGGAGGCUCACAUCGAAGGCCGGGCACACGACUUGUUCUCAUCGGGACGAUAUCAUUUGGUAGAUAUUCUCUCACUCUCAGAGCUCGACGCACUUGUCAUCACCCAUAUCAAGCGCAGACGCAGAUGUCCGCUCAGCCACCCUGCUUGGAAGACCGUUCCAUGGCAAAAAGUUCCCAAAACGUCGAAAGACGUCUUGAUCGAUAUCUUUGUCGACGUUCCUGGCCUUCUCGAAGACCUCGAUUCUCUGAGGAGAUGCAAGGAUAAUUCCGAGAAAGAGUCAAGGCGCGUCAGGCUCGUCAGGGAGUGCUGGCAUAUUGACGAAGAGCUCAACCGGUGGCUGGAUGACCUUAGUCCUAAACAUGAGCUAGAGGGGCUCAUGAAAAGAGGUCUCGACAAUCCAUCAGCCUGCGAUGUCGUCGUUGCUUCCGUCAUGGCUUUGAGCUGGACGAUAGCACUCUUGUCCUACAGCACUCUCCGUCUUGCAGUCGGUGAACAGGCCAGUCUGGAGUUACCCGAGCGGACAGACCCCCUCCUCUACUGCACCAAGAUCGCCGACAUUGUCGAUGUCUUUUUCCAUCCUUCAGCGGGCACUUUUGGGAUACAGUCUGCGCCGUUACCGAUAGGCAUGGCUUUGGUCUACCUGAAUUCGUUUGAGGAAGGCUUCAACUGUGAGACGAAAUGGAAGUUAGCUGGCUUCUUCGGGCGUACGGCAAGCAACGGCAUCGGCAUCGGCAAAUUUCUUCUGAGCACCCAACGAAAUGGAUUGAUAGCGAAUAGCCCCACGCCGGUCACGCCUGAUGGUAUCAGGGCCAAGGCACAGGGUUGGAUAGGUGCUGCAGUUUAG
This is a messenger RNA of Colletotrichum spaethianum, 1536 nucleotides long. RefSeq lists its product as uncharacterized. Bases 1 to 1536 code for a protein of 511 amino acids. Gene Ontology annotation, molecular function: DNA-binding transcription factor activity, RNA polymerase II-specific; zinc ion binding. The record is from RefSeq and is a predicted model, not a curated record. Lineage: Eukaryota; Fungi; Ascomycota; Sordariomycetes; Glomerellales; Glomerellaceae. Gene Ontology annotation, biological process: regulation of DNA-templated transcription. The transcript has 3 exons.